Messenger RNA from Mobula hypostoma (lesser devil ray), 2161 nucleotides. It is a transcript of the gene dlx1a, whose product is annotated as distal-less homeobox 1a. The transcript is spliced from 3 exons. Gene Ontology annotation, biological process: embryo development; negative regulation of transcription by RNA polymerase II; cell differentiation. Gene Ontology annotation, molecular function: DNA-binding transcription factor activity, RNA polymerase II-specific; RNA polymerase II cis-regulatory region sequence-specific DNA binding. The record is from RefSeq and is a predicted model, not a curated record. Lineage: Eukaryota; Metazoa; Chordata; Chondrichthyes; Myliobatiformes; Myliobatidae. The coding region runs from base 301 to 1062 and encodes 253 amino acids.
UGAGACACUUUUCCUCGGUUUGGCAAAGCGAGCAUCGAUGUAGCCAAUCAGAGGAGCACGUGGUGGAAUUGGGCCUAUCAGCGUGCUCUGUUGAUGAAUAUUCAUGAGGUAUCGAGUCAAACCUUUCAGGCGAGUUUGUGUGUAUUCACAGCAUCAUGCUUCGACUUUGUCAACCCAAAAACUCCAUUUUCUUAUGAAUGGAAAGUGAAAAAAAAACAGAUUCGCUUAAAUUGGGAUCCUUCUCGGACGGAGUAAGUAGUAGAAGAAAAAGACGUGAAGUGACAAGCUGGGAGGCGAACGAUGACCAUGACUACAAUGUCAGAAAACCUCAACAGCCCCGUCUCGGGUAAAGCAGUUUUUAUGGAGUUUGGACCACCAAGUCAACAAAUGUCGCCUCCCAUGUCUCACGGACAUUAUUCCAUGCACUGUUUACAUUCUGCCGGCCAGUCUCAACAUGACAGCUCCUACAACACUGUUUCAUCCUUCUCCCGAUCUCUGGGCUACCCCUAUGUUAACUCAGUGAACAACCAUUCCGCUAACCCUUACAUCAGUUCAGUGCAAUCGUACCAAAACAGCUCGAAUCUGGCCCAUACACGAUUAGAGGACACAGGAGCAGAGUCAGAUAAAGGUACCGUGGUGGAAAGUGGGGAAGUUAGGUUUAAUGGGAAAGGGAAAAAGAUUCGCAAACCCCGAACCAUUUAUUCCAGUCUGCAACUGCAAGCUUUGAACAGACGGUUCCAACAAACUCAGUACCUAGCUCUGCCUGAAAGAGCAGAACUUGCUGCUUCUCUGGGCUUGACGCAGACACAGGUGAAAAUAUGGUUCCAGAACAAGCGCUCAAAGUUCAAAAAGCUGAUGAAACAGGGGAAUGGCGCAUUGGAAAACAGCGCUCUUGCAAAUGGUAGGAGCUUAUCGGGAUCUUCCCCUCCAGUUCCUCCGGUCUGGAACACCUCAUCUGCCGGCAAGAAUUCUACAGGGACCCCGGGAAACUACAUCCCCAGCUACACAUCAUGGUACCCUCCGGCGCAUCAGGAAUCUAUGCAACAACCCCAACUGAUGUAAAAUAGCCGCCCUUUUUUAAAGCAAAGACUCUAAUCCAAGAAAGCCGUUUCUGAAGCGCACCAUGUUCUCAGCAGACAUGCACAGAUGUGAUGCGGAGCGAGUUCCAAAUGACGAACAGCUGGCAGAUCGGCGAAAAUUCUACUAGAACACGUUUAGAACAGACUGUCGGCAAGAAGACUCAGGGGUAUUCUUCCCCGGGACAGUUAGAAAGCCUUUGUUACAAUUUCGUUGUAUUCAUCCUAUUCAAAAAUAGGCAGGCUUUGUAUCGAGUGCAGUCUCCCCAGUUAGGAUGUUAGGUCUGUAAACGGAUGACUGCAACUCAGCGCAGAAGUCAGUGGGGAGUUCUAGUGCACGCGGUCACCGUUUUUGUAAAUAUUAUUUAUAUACGUUGCACAAAUUUUAGUGUUUCUCUUUGUUUUUGUGGAGUGUACAUGAUGCAUUGUGAAAUGGGAUCUUAAUAUUUACCUGUGAAAAUGGAAACGUGAUGCUGAAAACACCAUGUUUAGCGUUCUAAAUGUAAAGGUUUAGUUUUAUAUUGAUAAUGUUAACUUAUUGCUUUGUAUCUUUGAAUCUUUGUAAAUAUAUAUAAAGUCCAUUGAAAACAGUAAAAUUAUGAUUUUAAACAACGACGUUUGCGUUAUGAAACCCUUUGUGUGUUAAUUCUAAAUAUAUUAAUACUGAAGUGUAGGGAAUUCCUGCAUAAUGAAUUUACUAUCUUCCUGGUGAUCUCAAAAAUGCGAUAUUCCUAAUUUUAUGUAUUCAAAUAAGAUGACUAACAGAUCAGAUGUCACCCUCGCUCUGUAAGGAAUAGAGCUGACUCCUGCGAAACAGGAUAAAUUUCACAGAUUAAUUCCACAGGUGCCCGCAAGAUUUAUUUACGUUCAUACAAAUUGGAUAGUGUGCACUAAGUUUCACAACACGUGGAAUUUUCUAUUCCAGUUACUCGGUUCGAAUAUUGGAAUCGUAAUGCAAAUCUGCAUCGUUUCUGGCUUUCGCCUUUGGUUCAUAAUGUAAGAUCGGAUUACUUUGUCGCAGCCAAACGUUAGUUUCACUGUCACGUCUAACCUGUACUACUUUAAAUUGGAUGCAAUUAUUUUAC